Messenger RNA from Rhinichthys klamathensis goyatoka, 2578 nucleotides. Its product is annotated as ceramide transfer protein. Gene Ontology annotation, molecular function: phosphatidylinositol-4-phosphate binding. Lineage: Eukaryota; Metazoa; Chordata; Actinopteri; Cypriniformes; Leuciscidae. Bases 410 to 2335 code for a protein of 641 amino acids. Gene Ontology annotation, biological process: ER to Golgi ceramide transport. The transcript has 18 exons. The record is from RefSeq and is a predicted model, not a curated record. Gene Ontology annotation, cellular component: Golgi apparatus.
AAUAGAAAGGCGAUAAUAAUUUUUUCCCAUACAUUUUUUCGAGCCGUUCGCGUAUUUUUGUUUUUGUGAGUGAAUAUACUCUCUUUUAGCAGCUGAUGUUGAUUUAAAGGGCGUUUUUUUAGUGAGAGAGAGAGAGAGAGAGAGAGAGAGAGAGAGAGCGAGAGGGAAGGGAGAGAGAGCGAGGGGGCGGGUGUCUCUCGCUCUCGCCUCGCGCAGCCUCACGCGCUCACAGAUUCGCGUGAAAUCAACACACGGACGGUUUACUUCCACAUUUAUCGCUUAUUUUCGGGAUUUUCGGGAUAUACAACACCAUCAUCGAUGCGAGGCCUUCUAAGGGACACUCAUCGCUGAUAUUAGUCCCGCAUUUCUUCUGUUUUUGUCGUUUUCCCCCCUCAGUGGAGCGUUCGUUAUGAAUUCCAGCCCGCUUCCUAACGGCAGGCUCCUGCCGGACAGCCAGAGCUGGAACUCCUCCGGUUCCGACGAGGAUCUGGAAGCCGAACCGGGUCCCGGACCGCACGGAGGGGUGUUGGAGUUCAGCGGGGUGCUCAGUAAGUGGACUAACUACAUUCACGGAUGGCAGGACCGCUGGGUCAUGCUGAAGAACAACACUUUGAGUUACUACAAAUCCCAAGACGAGCGAGAGUAUGGCUGUCGUGGUUCCCUGUGUCUCAGCAAGGCUGUCAUCACACCUCACGAGUUUGACGAGUGCCGUUUGGACAUCAGUGUCAAUGAUAGCGUGUGGUAUCUCCGGGCUCAGGACCCAGAACAUCGCAACCAGUGGAUCGAUUCCAUCGAGCUUCACAGGGCUGAAUCUGGUUAUGGUUCCGAGUCCAGUUUGAGGAGACAUGGAUCAAUGCUUUCCCUCACGUCUGCCACCAGCGGAUACUCGGCCACCUCCACCUCCUCCUUUAAGAAGGGUCACAGUCUGCGGGAGAAGCUGUCUGAGAUGGAGACGUUUCGGGACAUCUUGUGCAGGCAGGUGGACACGCUCCAGAAGUACUUCGACGGCUGUGCUGAUGCUGUUCACAGAGACGAGCUCCAGAGGGACAAGAUCGUGGAGGAUGAUGAAGAUGAUUUUCCUACCACUCGCUCGGAUGGAGAAUUCCUGCAUAACAAUAAUGGCAGCAAGGAGAAACUAUUCCAGUGUUUGAGUCAUAAAGGCAUUAAUGGGAUAGAUUUUAAAGGAGAGGCCAUCACGUUCAAGGCGACCACGGCGGGGAUCUUGGCCACACUUUCUCACUGCAUCGACCUGAUGGUGAAGAGAGAGGACAGCUGGCAGAAGAGACUGGAUAAGGAGAUGGAGAAGAGGAGGAGGGUGGAAGAAGCGUAUAAAUCCGCUCUGUGUGAGCUGAAGAAGAAGUCUCAUUUCGGAGGGCCCGAUUACGAGGAGGGUCCGAACAGCCUGAUCAAUGAAGACGAGUUCUUUGAUGCCGUGGAGGCCGCUCUGGACCGACAAGACAAAAUAGAAGAGCAGUCUCAGUGUGAGAAGAGCAGGAUACUGAGGAGUAAUUCAGUGCCUUCAGGAGACGCCUACUCCACCGUGGGCUCGCACCGAUUCGCUGAGAAGCCCCUCUCUCGCCCUUCCUCUCCCUCAUCUUCUGCUGUAGUCUUCACUCCUUCACUCUAUGAGCACCGAUUCAGUGCUGAGGUGGAGGAGAUGGUGAAGAAUCACAUGACCUACUCUCUGCAGGACGUGGGUGGAGACGCUAACUGGCAGCUCGUGGUGGAGGAGGGAGAGAUGAAGGUGUACCGGAGGGAGGUGGAGGAGAACGGGAUCGUGCUGGACCCGCUGAAGGCCACACACUCUGUCAAAGGGGUCACAGGUCAUGAGGUCUGCCACUACUUCUGGGACACGGAUGUCCGUAACGAUUGGGAGACUACUGUUGAAAACUUCAGCGUAGUGGAAACGUUGUCGGAUAACGCCGUCAUCAUCUACCAGACUCAUAAGAGAGUGUGGCCAGCGUCCCAGAGAGACGUCCUGUAUCUGUCUGCCAUCCGCAAGAUCGUGGCCAAUAACGAGAACGAUCCAGACACGUGGCUCGUCUGCAACUUCUCAGUCGACCACGAGAAAGCCCAGCCAAACAACAGAUGUGUGCGUGCUAAAAUCAACAUUGGGAUGAUCUGCCAGACGCUGGUCAGUCCACCAGAGGGCAACAAAGAGAUCAGCAGAGACAACAUCCUGUGCAAAAUCACAUAUGUGGCCAACGUGAAUCCUGGCGGCUGGGCUCCUGCGUCUGUCCUGAGGGCCGUGGCCAAGAGAGAAUAUCCCAAAUUCCUCAAGCGCUUCACUUCCUACGUCCAGGAGAAAACUGCCGGAAAGCCCAUCCUCUUCUGAGCACCAGUUCUGCUGUCAGUGUGUCUGAGCGCGUCCAGUUCCCACACACUCCUGCAGUCGUGUCUUCAUCAGCGGCCCACCGGCAGACACGUGAAGCCCUUCUGUAGCGCCACACUAGUUCACACAGGCCCGUGUGUCUGCCAGAGGGCUAUAUUGAGACAAGUAUAUAUGUAUGUAUGUAAGUAAGUGAGAUGGGAAGUUUAUAUAUAUAUAUAUCGGAGAGUUUUGAAGCUGAACACACGA